GAAAAGGAAGUCUCGCCAGCUGGAGGCAGCUGGGGCUGGCGGCUUGGAGGCCUUCCUGGGCUCUCGUUGACGUCCCCGUGUCCUCCGCGUCCUCUCCGGGCUGGCGGCGGCCGGCCUCAGACGCCGGGGGCCCAGGGCGUGCGGCCUGGAUUUUCUUAUGACAUCUUAAAUAUGAGUGCCACACAGUGGGAUUUCCCUGUGGAAUUAUGUUGUCGGCCUAUGGCUUUUGUCACACUUACGGGCCUAGAUGUAGUAUACAAUGCUGUCCAUCGAGCUGUCUGGGAUGCUUUUUGUGCCAAUCGAAGAGCUGAUCGGGUACCAAUUUCUUUCAAGGUGCUCCCAGGUGACCAUGAAUAUCCCAAAUGUAGAACAAAGAGGACAUCAUAUGAAUGGUACAUUCCUAAAGGGAUCUUAAAGACUGGCUGGAUGAAUAAGCAUCUGAAUCUGGUGCCAGCCCUGGUGGUUGUCUUCUAUGAACUGGACUGGGAUGAGCCUCAAUGGAAAGAAAAGCAGUCUGAAUGUGCGACCAGGGUGGAAAUCGUCAGACAAAGUUUACAAGGAAGGAACACAAAAGUUGCAGUGGUUCUGAUUCAGAAGAAGACCCCUCUGCCACCAGGAGAAGAUGUGAUUGCUUCAGAAAGGGCAGCAGCUCUCUGCAAUGCAUGUGAACUCUCAGGAAAGUCCUUGUUCGUGUUGCCCCACACUGACCACCUCGUGGGGUAUAUUAUAAGGUUAGAGAAUGCCUUUUAUGAACAUGCACAAAAUUAUUACUACACAGAGCUCAGAAGAGUGAAAUCUCAUAAGGAAUUUCUCAAUAAAACGACACACCAGCUGUUAUUUGUGAGACAUCAGUUCAAAAUAGCUUUCUUCAGUGAGUUGAAACAAGAUACACAAAAUGCUCUCAAGAAUUAUAGGACUGCCUAUAAUCUUAUACAUGAAUUGAGAGCCCAUGAAAUUAAUAUAAUGGAAAUUAAGACGAUAGCAGGAUUUAUAAACUACAAGAUCUGUAGGCUAUGUUUUCAACAUAACACCCCACUGGAUGCAAUUGCUCAAUUUCGAAAGCACAUCGACUUGUGUAAGAAAAAGAUUGGAAGUGCAGAAUUGUCUUUUGAGCAUGCUGCAUGGAUGUCUAAGCAAUUCCAGGCCUUUGGAGACCUAUUUGAUGAAGCUAUUAAAUUAGGGUUAACAGCUAUUCAAACUCAGAAUCCUGGUUUCUAUUAUCAGCAGGCCGCAUACUAUGCCCAGGAACGGAAACAGCACGCAAAAGUCCUUUGUAACCAUGAGGCUUCUGUAACGUAUCCCAGUCCCGAUCCCUUAGAAACACAAACAGGCGUUCUUGACUUUUAUGGACAAAGGUCAUGGCGACAAGGAGUACUAAGUUUUGAUCUUUCUGAUCCUGAAAAAGAGAAGGCAGGAAUACUUGCCAUUCAGUUGAAGGAGAAAAAUGUUGUUCACUCUGAGGUAAUAAUAACUCUUCUGAGCAAUGCUGUUGCACAAUUCAAAAAGUAUAAGUGUCCAAGAAUGAAAAGUCAUCUAAUGGUUCAAAUGGGAGAAGAAUAUUAUUAUGCAAAGGAUUAUACCAAAGCUUUGAAGUUGUUGGAUUAUGUGAUGUGCGAUUACCGCAGUGAAGGGUGGUGGACUCUGCUCACAUCUAUACUGACAACAGCACUGAAGUGUUCCUACCUCAUGGCCCAGCUGAAGGAUUACAUUACAUACUCCCUAGAACUCCUUGGCAGAGCUUCUACUCUUAAAGAUGAUCAGAAAUCUCGGAUAGAAAAGAACCUCAUAAAUGUUCUAAUGAAUGAAAGUCCUGAUCCUGAGCCUGAUUGUGAUAUCCUAGCUGUGAAGACUGCUCAGAAGCUGUGGGCAGACCGAGUUUCUCUGGCUGGCAGCAAUGUUUUUACAAUAGGUGUACAGGACUUUGUGCCAUUUGUACAAUGUAAAGCCAAGUUUCAUGCUCCAAGUUUUCAUGUUGAUGUUCCUGUUCAAUUUGAUGUUUAUCUAAAGGCUGAUUGUCCACAUCCCAUUAGGUUCUCCAAGCUCUGUGUCAGCUUUAAUAAUCAGGAAUAUAACCAGUUCUGUGUCAUAGAAGAAGCAACCAAAGCAAGUGAAGUUUUAGAAAAUUUGACCCAAGGCAAGAUGUGCUUAGUUCCUGGUAAAACAAGAAAAUUGUUGUUUAAAUUUGUUGCAAAAACUGAAGAUGUUGGAAAGAAAAUUGAGAUUACUUCUGUGGAUCUGGUUCUGGGCAGCGAGACUGGCAGGUGUGUGGUUUUGAGUUGGCAGGGAGGGGGAGGAGAUGCUGCUUCCUCCCAGGAAGCACUGCUGGCUGCCCGGUCUUUCAAAAGAAGACCUAAGCUUCCAGACAACGAGGUUCACUGGGACAGCAUCAUAAUCCAGGCAAGCACCAUGAUAAUUUCCAGAGUCCCAAACAUUUCUGUACAUCUGCGACAUGAACCUCCUGCCCUGAUGAAUGAAAUGUAUUCUUUGAUUGUGACUGUUCAGUCCCAUGAAAAGACUCAAAUCAGAGAUGUGAAGCUCACUGCUGGUUUAAAGCCAGGACAGGAUGCCAAUUUAACCCAGAAAACUCAUGUGACUCUCCUUGGAACAGAACUAUGUGAUGAGUCCUACCCGGCUUUACUCACUGACAUUCCUGUUGGAGACUUGCAUCCAGGGGAACAGCUGGAAAAAACAUUAUAUAUUCGCUGUGGAACAGUGGGCUCAAGAAUGUUUCUUGUAUAUGUUUCUUACGUGAUCAAUACAACUGUUGAAGAAAAAGAAAUUGUUUGCAAGUGUCACAAGGAUGAAACUGUGACUAUAGAAACAGUCUUUCCUUUCGAUGUUGCAGUUAAGUUUGUUUCCACAAAGUUUGAGCACCUGGAAAGGGUCUAUGCUGACAUUCCUUUUCUGCUCAUGACGGACCUCUUAAGUGCCUCACCCUGGGCCCUCACAGUUGUGUCCAGUGAGCUGAAGCUUGCUUCAUCUAUGACUUCAGUGGAUCAGUUGGAGUCCCAGCUGGACAGAGUUGUCUUACAGACUGGAGAGAGUGCUAGCGAAUGCUUUUGUCUUCGAUGCCCCUCUGUUGGAAAUGUCGAAGGUGGAGUGGCAACUGGACAUUAUAUUAUCUCCUGGAAAAGGACUUCAGCCAUGGAAAACAUCCCUGUCAUCAGUACUAUCAUCACACUGCCACAUGUGAUUGUAGAAAAUAUUCCUCUCCAUGUGAGCGCAGAUCUGCCAUCAUUUGGGCGUGUUAGAGAAUCAUUACCCGUCAAAUAUCACUUACAGAACAAGACCGACUUAGUUCAAGAUGUGGAGAUUUCUGUGGAACCCAGCGAUGCCUUCAUGUUCUCGGGUCUCAAACAGAUUCGAUUACGUAUUCUACCUGGCACCGAACAGGAAAUGUUAUACAAUUUCUAUCCUCUAAUGGCGGGAUACCAGCAACUACCAUCUCUCAACAUCAAUCUACUUAGACUUCCUAACUUCACAAAUCAGCUGCUCAAACGUUUUAUACCUACCAGUAUUUUCGUAAAGCCACAGGGUCGACUGAUGGAUGAUGCCUCAAUUGCUGCUGCAUGAUGCUCAAGACCAGAAGACUUGUUCUUACAGAAGACUCAGGCAGAGCUAACAUAGGUAUCUUACUGUGGCCUGUAGAUUUGAUCAUGGUAAAAAAAUUAAUCUUUUCUAUUUUUUAAUGGACGUCAUAUCAACCCUUUGGAGGAAUUAUUGCUGAAAACAUUAGGAAAAUCACCCUCUCUUAUAGUUUUACUAAUAAAAAUUUGAAAGCUU
Molecule: messenger RNA, 3783 nt
Organism: Perognathus longimembris pacificus (Pacific pocket mouse)
Lineage: Eukaryota; Metazoa; Chordata; Mammalia; Rodentia; Heteromyidae
Gene: Trappc11
Product: trafficking protein particle complex subunit 11
Exons: 30
Coding region: 172-3573 (1133 amino acids)
Source: RefSeq, a predicted model, not a curated record